Molecule: messenger RNA, 513 nt
Organism: Octopus sinensis (East Asian common octopus)
Lineage: Eukaryota; Metazoa; Mollusca; Cephalopoda; Octopoda; Octopodidae
Product: U-scoloptoxin(05)-Sm1a-like
Exons: 2
Biological process (GO): sleep; positive regulation of voltage-gated potassium channel activity; regulation of synaptic transmission, cholinergic
Source: RefSeq, a predicted model, not a curated record
UAUUACACAGUGAGUGCCAUCGAUUGUUAUGUAUGUACUUCUAUCAAUGGUGGCAACCAAGACUGUGAAGAUCGGUUCACCAGUUCGAUGGCAACAGUGAAAAUGAUACAAAGAGAAUGUAACUACGGCCUCUUCAGAGCUAGCCACUGCACCAAGUUGAAAGGAAAAAGAGAGGAUGGUUCAACCAUUGUGGUCCGGAAUUGUGCUAAAACUGACUGGGGUAGACACUGUGGAGCCAUUUGGUAUGUCAAAGACGAAUCAAAGGAUCCCGAACGACUGUAUGGCUGUCUGGUUUCCUGCGAUACUGACGGAUGUAAUACUGCGAGCCGGCAUCCAGUGGCUAGAAUUCUUAUGGCGUUUGCACUUCUAAUCGCUCUUGUCGUCGCAGUAUCCUAGGACACAGAUAAAUACACACAAACAUAUGUGUUAUAUAUAUAUCUAUCUAUAUCUUUAUCGAUGUAUAUAUAUAUGUGUGUGUAUGUAUGUGUGUGUAUGUAUGUGUGUGUAUGUAUG